This is a messenger RNA of Notodromas monacha, 1343 nucleotides long. NCBI's taxonomy places the organism in Eukaryota, Metazoa, Arthropoda, Ostracoda, Podocopida, Cyprididae. The record is from the annotation of a GenBank genome assembly.
GAAGAAUACGCGUUAUUGCACCUACAAACGAAAAUCGUCCUACUACAGUAUUACAUUAGAAAUGAUGCGUGGUGUGAAACUUUCAAAAGGCUCGUCUUUAUCGGAUUUUCGCAAUUCUCGUAUUACCGAGUAGAAAUCCUACUAUUUGCAGCUUUAACCGCGAAGAGCUAAAUUCUUCCAAGACCCCCAGAUCAUCUAAAUUCAAGUUUUCCAGUAUACUGCUGGGUUCUUGCGUUGAAACUCCAUGGUUUGAGGUGAUGGAUGAUCAGGCUGACAAUCCCGGAAAUGUCGAGGUUGAUGCAGAAUCCGUGAAUUUUCGGAAAAAUAACCCGGAUUACACAAUGGAGGAUACGGAACCAGAAAACCUCAAUUCUGAGCGAGAAGCGACAUCUGAACAAAAUAGAUCUAAUGCCGACUUCUCAGCACCCGCAAUGCCCGGAAGACUGCGCAACUCGAUCACCAGGAUGUCGCUCGUUGAUUUGGAUGACGAGGAGCCUCCCUUGCUUGUUGGUAGUAAUGUCACAAUCGGCAAUAAUGAAUGGGAUUAUUUGGUUCGCGGUGACGUGAAUCCGACAAUAGAGGGACUCAACUUUGAGAUCAACAAUCGUGCUCGGAUGAGAGACACAAUUGCUGGGUCUUCUGGCGAUGGGUUGCAGGCUAACUGGCAGGCUAGGGUUUUCCAACAAUACGUUGCUGACCGGCAACGACUACGGCCCCGUCGCCGAACCACAACCCAGUGGCGCAUCGACAUGUUGCAGUGCGUGAUGCGUGGAGCAGUCCUGGCACUCGCACUGUCAUUCUGGGCCUGGCGAGGACCCGAUUUUUGGUCAUGCAUGAAAUCCGCGUCACGGCAUGGAGGGGUUUCGGCGACGAAUUUGUGCGUGCAACGCGCAUUCCACGUGCCAGGAUACAAGAUGCCUUGGGUCUACGCGCCGAUGAUGUUUGGCCUGACGAUGACUGGUUCCGUUUUGUGGAUGAACGAACUCUGGGAAAUCUGUCGCUUAUUGUUUUACCGUGGGUUUCGCGCCUAUUUGCCAGGAAUCCUUGUGUCCGGUCAGCUGCUGGUCGGUCAAUUCAUGGUUGCGCACCCGCCGGUCAUCAAGCGCCGGUUGGUCCAACCGCCAGCCAGGGCAGUUUUUGGCCUUGCCAAUCCCCAGCCCACCAAACUGCGGUUUGGUUGCCUGAUUGUUGGGGCACCCAAGCAAUCGGGUUCAUGCCUGAGCAUGAUAGACCAAAAAAGCAAGCUGCCGACGGAUCAUCUCAUGGGCUGCACGCUUCAGUUAGUCGAGUCCGAGGUGAGCGAGCGGUUGGAAGCGGGUGGAAGCGUUCGCCAGUGGAUGUGA